AUGGCUCCACCCACUCCCGUGUACGACAGGUUUGACAUCCUCACCCGAUACGGCGAGAAACUUGAUAACCCUGACAAGUACCAGUGCCUGUUGAAGUCGCUAGUUCAAAGUGAAUGUACCUUCAAACUCUCUAACCCCGGCCUACCCCCCGAAGUCAUAUGCCUCCCGUUCAAAAGGUUGUUCCAGCGGUGUUUAGUUCCGACAACCAUAGUCCAGGAUGGUAAAAGAAUCAAGGCUGAUAAAUGGGUCAACAUUGAAGUGACUCAUGAGCACACAAAUCGAGGCCUUUUCCAUGAUCCGAAGUACGACUCGAACGUCAAGAAAUUUUUGCAAGCGGAAAAGGACUUGAGCCGAAUGCUACAAGAUGAAUAA
Messenger RNA from Yamadazyma tenuis ATCC 10573, 372 nucleotides. RefSeq lists its product as uncharacterized. Gene Ontology annotation, cellular component: mitochondrial inner membrane peptidase complex. Lineage: Eukaryota; Fungi; Ascomycota; Pichiomycetes; Serinales; Debaryomycetaceae. The record is from RefSeq and is a predicted model, not a curated record.